AUGAGUUCAAUCAUGAAUUUAGGGGCAUACAACCUGCUAGCCUUGGGGCUGGCGCUAUUUCCAGCUCUUACUUCAAGCAGCCCUAUUAUUCCUUACUAUUUUCAAGCAGUCGAUGUCUCAAGAGCAAUUACUUCGAAGCAAGUAGAAAGUGAUCUCGGCAAAGCACUGUCUCAAGGGACUCUGAUAUUUGGCCCUUCAAGCCGCGCCUUUGCCAAUGCUACCGAGAGAUGGAAUACGCGUUCUAUGCCUGCUGAUAUACAAGUUGUUAUUGAAGUAGCUCAAGAAUCUGAUGUAGCAAAAGUGGUGAAAUACUGCUACCAGAACAGCAUUGACUUCCUUGCGUAUACUAGGGGCCAUGGUUCGACGAGCACAGUUUCCAAGUUCAGAGGUAUUGAGAUUAACCUGUCGAAACUCACCGAAAUCACAAUCCAACCCGACAACAAAUCGGCAUUACUUCAAGGUGGAGUAUAUGCUGAUUUGGUCAUCAAGACAAUUUGGAAUGAAGGAUACAUUGCUGCUACAGGAAGCAAUGGCUGCGUCGGUUUCUUUGGCCCAGCUUUAGGAGGCGGCCUUGGCCGAUACCAAGGCCAAUACGGCCUUAUUUCCGAUAACUUCGUCAGCUUAAAUGUUGUUCUGGCUAAUGGCACAGCCAUCACCGUCAAUGCUGCUUCCAACAGCGAUCUUUUCUGGGCCAUGAAGGGCGCGGGCCAUAAUUUUGGCAUUGUUACCAGUGGCUAUAUCAAGAUUUAUCCGAAAAAGGCUGACACUUGGCACUACCAUAACUACGUCUGGUCACAAGACAAGCUUGAGAAAGUCUUUGCGGCACUGAACAAGUUCCAAGGGACAGGACAGAUUCCUACACUCAUGGGCGUCAACUUUGGCCAAUUCUCCAUUGAACCAAAUAUUAGUAGAACAGAGGCUGUUAUCAUCUGGUCAUUUGCAUAUGAUGGCCCAGCUGCUGAUGCUGAAAAGCUCUUGGUUUCAUUCAACGCAAUUCCUGCCAUCUCAAGCACCAAAGGCGAUGUGUCUUAUUCCGAGCUGCUUGUUGCGCAGCAAACAGAUAUAAACAGCGCAUCCUGCUCUUCACAACCAUAUGUUGGAAGUAAUACGUGGCUUCAGACUUACAACAUCACUUCUCAGCGCAAAAUUUAUAAUCUCUUCAACCAGCAAAUCGCAAAGAAUCCCGGCCUUGCUCCCGGCGCCCGCGUGUUUUUUGAAGGUUAUUCUAGCAAAACCACUCAAUUGAUUGAUCACGCUUCUUCUUCCUAUCCUCAUCGCGACGAAUACUUGCUCGUCUUCUUCGCCGUUGCUACUCCGCCAGAUUUAGAGACUUUUAGUCGAUCUUGGGCUGAUAAGACGUUGGCUAUAUGGCGUGCGGGCCAGCCUAGUCGUCGACCUGCAACGUAUGUCAACUAUGCCGUGGGAAGCGAGCCUCUCGAAUCUAUUUACGGCUAUGAUGGUCAGUUGCCGCGACUACGAGCUCUCAAGUCCAAGUGA
This is a messenger RNA of Trichoderma harzianum CBS 226.95, 1497 nucleotides long. RefSeq lists its product as hypothetical. Gene Ontology annotation, molecular function: FAD binding. The record is from RefSeq and is a predicted model, not a curated record. Lineage: Eukaryota; Fungi; Ascomycota; Sordariomycetes; Hypocreales; Hypocreaceae. The coding region runs from base 1 to 1497 and encodes 498 amino acids. The transcript is spliced from 6 exons.